Molecule: messenger RNA, 2475 nt
Organism: Paramecium tetraurelia
Lineage: Eukaryota; Ciliophora; Oligohymenophorea; Peniculida; Parameciidae
Exons: 3
Biological process (GO): lipid metabolic process; phosphatidylinositol-mediated signaling
Molecular function (GO): calcium ion binding; phosphatidylinositol-4,5-bisphosphate phospholipase C activity
Source: RefSeq, a predicted model, not a curated record
AUGAAAGGACGUAAGAGUUCUGCAUCUAAAUUCGAUAGAAAAGAGUUUGAUUAGAGAACAUUAAGUGCUGCAGUGAAUUUGAUCGUUUAUGGGUGUCAUGUUCAAAAAUAUAAUAAAUCGAAUAGAAAACCGAUAUCUAGAUUAUAUUAUUUAUAUGAGGAGGACAUGGAUUAUUUAUAAUACUUACAUGCAGGCAGACCAUUUACACAAUGUAGAAUACCAUUGUUAGAUAUCAUCGAAUUAAGAGAAAUUCCAACAACAGAGUCAUUCUAAAAUUUACCUUAUCAAAGAACUCUUUAAAUAACAUUUGCGAGCAAAAAGCAUACAAUUUUAUUUAACACAAAGAAUGAAAGGGAUCUAUUUUGGCAAGGCUUAUAAUAUUUUAUUGAUGUGGCAGAACAUAAUUUGAUUCGAGAUAUAAAAAGCACGAAUGAUAAUCAAAUAGUUGAAUAAAUCACCUUAAAAUAAAUUAAAGGAAUGCUACCAUAAUUGUCAAUCACAAAAUAAGAACUUAAAAGCCUCUUUAAUCAAUACGAUUUGGAAAGAAGAGGAUUCAUUUCCAGCUCUGAUUAUCAAGAUUUGCUCAAAAGAUUGAUGAAUCAGGAUUUCGUGCGAUUUAUAUUCGAUAAAUAUGCAGUGUAAUAAAUGAACAAAUAAGAAUUUAUUAAAUUCUUAACAAAUGAAUAAUCUCCAAAUCAAAAGCAAUGUGAAGACGCAUUUAGAUUGUUCGCCAAAUAAGAUGGAAACAACUAUUCGUUAUCUUUCUUAGAAUUCUUAAAUUAUCUUCUAAGCACUUACAAUUAAUUGUUUGAUUAUCAAAAAACAUAAAUCUAUUAAUCUGAGGAUUAUCCUUUGACUGAUUACUGGAUAAACUCUUCUCAUAAUACUUAUCUAAUGGGUGAUUAAUUGACAAGUGAAAGCUCCAUUCAAGCUUACAUAAAUGCCUUUCAAAAGGGUUGUCGAUGUGUAGAGUUAGAUUGUUGGGAUGGAGAUAAUAAUCAACCAAUCAUUUAUCAUGGAUUCACAAUGACUUCAAGAAUAUCAUUUGAAUCUGUCAUUCAAACCAUCAAGGAAUAUGGAUUUAAAUAUUCUAAAUACCCAUUGAUUCUCUCCCUCGAAGUCCAUUGUUGUGUUAAGCAGUAGGAUGUUAUGGCAGAUAUUUUAAAAACCUAUUUAAAUGAAAAUCUCUUACUUUUACCAGAUGAUUAUAAGUCUUCUGAAUACUAUCCAAAGCUAAAUAAGCUAUAUUACAAAGUAAUCAUAAAGCAUCGAGGCAAGAUGAAAUCGAGUUUACAAUAUCGAGAAAGAUUCAUAUCUAUAUCUCCAAUUAAUAUAUUUUAGCCCAAUUUUGAAGAAUCUGAAAGUCCUGACAUUCUUAAAAGACCAAGCCUAUCAAUAUAGGGUGAUUAAUAAUAAUUAAAUACUCCAACCACUCUGAAACCAAGAUCUUAAAAGUCAUUCAAGAGACAAGAUCAUGGAUUACCUAUGCUCUAACUUAGAAACACUAUUAAUCCGUUUUAGAUAGAUGAGGAGAUGAAGCCGAAUAAAGUAAUACACAAGACUAAAACAGAGACUACACUAAGACCUAAAUACAAGAUCUCAAAUAUUGAAACUUAGUUUUAAUUUGAUGCACCUAAUCCAAGAUGUUAAAUUGUGCAAUUACCGUUAAAGGUGGAUUCUGAUGAAGACAUAUCUAUUGACAAAGCGAAAAAAGAGAAAGCUGAAAGUCUCAAGAUGAGUUCAAUAACAGCAUUAUUUGGCGCUGCAAUUAAAUAACAAAAUAGAACUGUUUGGGAAAUCUCUUCUUUGGAUGAAAGUAAAGUCAAUGAAAACUUGCUUGAUUUUCAUAGAAGAUACUUCACUAGAAUAUAUCCAUCUGGGUCUCGAGUAGAUUCAAGCAAUUAUGAUCCUAUUCCAGCAUUUAAUAGUGGAUCAUAAAUAGUGGCACUCAAUUUUCAGACCAAUGAUAUGCCUAUGUUGCUCAAUAUGUGUAAAUUUAUGGAAAAUGGUGGGAUUGAAUCUGGAUAUGUGUUAAAGCCAUAAUGGAUGAGAUCAGAUGGGAAAAAGAAGAUUGGUGAGUUUAGUUCCACUCAAUUAUCCUUCACUCUUAGUUUAUUGGUUGGUUAUAAUCUUAGAUAAUUAAAUAAUUAAAACGCAAAGGUUAACCCUUAAAUUAAGAUUUCAAUACGAGGUCUGUUAUAGGAUGAAUAAAAUAACAAACCGCAGAUUGCAACCAUCUCAUAAAGUGGAUUAAAUCCUUAAUUUAAUUUUAUCUAUAAAUACAAUAUAAAAUGCCCAGACUUGGCAUUUUUGAUAUUUGAGGUACUCGAUGCCAGCAAAAACUUCUUAGGAUGGAGUGCCAUACCUCUCUCGUGCAUGUCUUUUGGCUAUAGGGCUGUUUAACUACUGAGUCAAUACUUAAAGCCUUUGCCAAAGAGUUGCCUCCUUGUUCAUGUUCAAAAAAACACUGACUGA